AUCUUUCUUUGGCAUCUACAACAAGCAAUCCCAAAUACAAUCUUGACAAACUACACAAUCACAAGACUAAUUCAGUCGAAACACACACUCAAUCGCAAUGGAUACCAUCAAGAACGCCGCCAACUACGUCUCUGAGACCAUCCAAGGUGGUGGAGCCACCGCUUCCAAGGAGGCCAACAAGGAGGUUGCCAAGGACGGAAACGCCAGCCUCUCUACCCGUGCCCAAGCCGCCGGAGAUGCCAUCUCGGACAAGGUUGACGAGCAAACCCACAACCGCAAGGCCGAUGUCCACAAGGAGGCCGCUAAGCACUAGGUGCUGAUAUCUUAACGCCCAUAACAAGAUACGACCGGAGUUCAUCAGGAGCCAGAUCCCAUGCGGAGAUGAUACCCAGUAUUCAGCCCCUUUUGAAGGGCUUGAAUGACACCAAAAAGGGCAUAAUGAAUAUCCUCGGUAGUUUAGUACAAUGAAGAAAUCAAAACAA
This is a messenger RNA of Exophiala mesophila, 482 nucleotides long. RefSeq lists its product as uncharacterized. The record is from RefSeq and is a predicted model, not a curated record. Bases 98 to 313 code for a protein of 71 amino acids. NCBI's taxonomy places the organism in Eukaryota, Fungi, Ascomycota, Eurotiomycetes, Chaetothyriales, Herpotrichiellaceae. The transcript has 3 exons.